Molecule: messenger RNA, 4600 nt
Organism: Trichosurus vulpecula (common brushtail)
Lineage: Eukaryota; Metazoa; Chordata; Mammalia; Diprotodontia; Phalangeridae
Gene: ZBTB21
Product: zinc finger and BTB domain containing 21
Exons: 5
Coding region: 275-3436 (1053 amino acids)
Biological process (GO): negative regulation of DNA-templated transcription; regulation of transcription by RNA polymerase II
Cellular component (GO): nucleus
Molecular function (GO): protein binding; RNA polymerase II cis-regulatory region sequence-specific DNA binding; DNA-binding transcription factor activity, RNA polymerase II-specific
Source: RefSeq, a predicted model, not a curated record
GGAAUCACAGCGGCGGCGGCGCCCGCGAGCUAAGCGUCAGCGGACCUAGGCCUGUGGUCCGACUCCGAGCUAAGGGUCGGGAUAUGCUUUUUUCCCUGAGGACUUCUUUUGCUGCAUCACAGAAAUUUUGGAACAGCAUUCUGUGGUUCCAGGCUCUCUUCAAAAUCUACUGGUUUCCCUGUCUCAUCAGCUUUCUUCCUCAUUUUAUUUCUGAAGUUUCCAAAAGCCCCAAGUAUGUUUCCAGUGGUUAGAUGAUAAAAGGUAAACCCAAACAAUGGAGGGACUUCUGCAUUAUAUAAAUCCAGCACAUGCCAUUUCUCUCCUAAGCGCUCUAAAUGAAGAGCGUCUCAAAGGACAGCUCUGUGAUGUUCUUCUAAUAGUGGGAGACCAAAAAUUUCGAGCUCAUAAAAACGUCUUGGCUGCCAGCAGUGAAUAUUUUCAGACUUUAUUCACAAAUAAAGAAAAUGAGUCCCAAACAGUAUUUCAACUUGACUUCUGUGAACCAGAUGCUUUUGAUAAUGUAUUAAAUUAUAUUUACUCUUCAUCUUUAUUUGUAGAGAAAAGCAGCCUUGCUGCUGUGCAAGAACUUGGCUACAGUCUUGGUAUUUCUUUCCUUACUAACAUUGUUUCCAAGACGCCUCAAAUCUCUUUUCCAGCAUGUCCCAAUAAGAAAAAGAUAUUUCAAGAAGGAGAUGAAAGUAGCUCUCAAAAAAGAAGUGUUAUUGUUUGUCAAAGCAGAAUUGAAGUACAGGGAAAGCAUGCUAGUCAAAUUCAACAUGACCUAAGCCAUACUUCAAAGCCUUCACCUAGCAUUGCAGUCAAGAAUAAUACUAAUAGACCACAUGUCACAAAACCAAUUGAACCACUUCACAGUUUGUCAUUAAGUGAAGGAAGGUGGCCAAAAGAAAGUUCGUUGGGUUACCCCAAGCUUAUUGAGCCUCCUGCAUCUUCAGACGAUCAGUGUAGAAGUGGUUUGGUAAAAAGAAAUACACUGUUGCCUUCAAAACCUCUACAGGACAGAGAAACUUCAGAUGAUAAACAAGGAAUAUGUAGUCAGCCUUUAAGAGAGAAAGCUAUAGAAAUGUCUUUGAAAAAACCACAGCCACCUGUUUUAUCUCUUUGUAGCUCAUCAGAGGCUCCGUAUCUGUUACAGGAAACUGGCAAAGGAAGCAAUCAAGGGGAAGAUAGAAAUUUACUGUACUACUCAAAAUUAGGAUUAGUGAUCCCAUCUAGUGGACCAGGUCCUAGAAACCAAAGUAUCGACGGAAGUGGCCCACUUGUUAAGAGUCUUCUCCGACGAUCACUAUCAGUGGAUAGUCAGGUUCCUAUGUAUUCUUCAGUUAGUUUGAAAACUUCACAAGGAUCAUCCUCAAUAACAAAUGAUGCACCAGAGAAUAUAUUUAGUGCUGCAUCCCAAAAGUCAUCUUUGAAAGAGUCUACUGAAAAAACAGUACUAGUUGACCAGACACAGGUCAUACACCCACAUCGCCUUAGGUCCUUCAGUGCCUCUCAGUCAUCAGAAAGGGAGAUGGCCUCACCUGUUACAGAGGUACGAAUAAAAACUGAGCCUAGCAGUCCACUUUCAGACCCUUCUGAAAUAAUCAGGGUCACUAUAGGAGAUGCAGCUGCGGCAGUCAAUAAAAACUUUUCUUUUAAGAUAGAAGAUGAUCAAAGUCAUCAAAGUAGAGUUGUAGUAAAAAGGAGAUUUCAAGCUGACCGAAGGUUACCAUUUAAAAAACUGAAGGUAAAUGAGCAUGGUUCUCUUGGAUCAGAGGAUAAUUUUGAAGAAAACUCAAGCCCUACUCACCUAGAUGCUGAGUUCCCAGAUUCAGAUUUUAGUAAAGAUGAAUUUAGUGAGUUGGAAGAAACUAGACCAAAUAGAAAAUUUAAAUGCAAGCAUUGCCUUAAAAUUUUUAGGUCUACAGCAGGUCUUCAUCGUCAUGUUAAUAUGUAUCAUAACCCAGAAAAACCUUAUGCUUGUGAUAUUUGUCACAAACGAUUUCAUACAAACUUCAAAGUCUGGACACAUUGUCAGACACAACAUGGAAUUGUGAAGAAUCCAUCACCAGCUUCUAGUUCACAUGCUAUCUUGGAUGAGAAAUUCCAAAGAAAAUUGAUUGACAUAGUCAGAGAGAGAGAAAUUAAAAAAGCCCUAAUUAUUAAAUUAAGGCGUGGCAAAUCAGGUUUUCAGGGACAAACCAGUUCACAAGCACAGCAAGUCAUCAAAAGGAACUUAAGAUCCAGAGCCAAAGGAGCAUACAUUUGUACUUAUUGUGGGAAAGCAUACCGUUUUCUUUCUCAGUUUAAACAACACAUAAAAAUGCACCCAGGAGAAAAACCACUAGGAGUAAAUAAAAUUACCAAACAAAAAGAACAUGUUCCUCAUGAAAGUUCAAUUGAAAAGGAGGCUUACCAGUGCCACCUCUGCAAUGCUAAGCUCUCGUCUCUUUUAGAACAAGGAAACCAUGAACGAUUAUGCAGAAAUGCUACAGUUUGCCCUUAUUGCAGCCUUAGAUUCUUUUCCCCGGAACUGAAGCAUGAGCAUGAAAGUAAAUGUGAGUAUAAAAAACUGACUUGUCUUGAAUGUAUGCGUACUUUUAAAUCUUCUUUUAGUAUUUGGCGCCAUCAAGUUGAAGUUCAUAAUCAGAAUACCAUGGCUCCACCAGAAAACUUUUCUCUUCCUGUUGUUGACCACAACGGCGAUGUAACUAGUACUUCAAAACUGCAGCCCCAGUCUGAGCCUAAUAAAGUAAAUCAUCUUAUUACCACAAAAGAAGAUGGAGUAUUCAGUGAUUCUUCAGAACAAAUUAAUUUUGAUUCAGAAGACUCUUCAUGUCUUCCUGAAGACCUAAGUGUUUCUAAACAACUUAAAAUUCAGAUCAAGGAAGAGCCUAUAGAAGAUACUCAAGAUGAUGCAUCUGGAACUAAUUUAGCUUCAAAAGAGGCAGUGUGUAAUAAAGACUCUGGUGUAUGGCCAUGUGAAAAGUGUGGGAAAAUGUUUACUGUGCAUAAACAGUUAGAGCGUCACCAGGAGCUUUUGUGCUCUGUGAAACCAUUUAUUUGUCAUGUAUGCAACAAAGCUUUUCGUACUAACUUUCGUCUCUGGAGCCAUUUCCAGUCUCACAUGUCCCAGAAUGCAGAAGAAUCUGUACGUAAAGAGCCUGAGUCAUGCCCACCAGCUCACUCCCCAUCACCACCACCUCUGCCUCCACCAUUGCCCAAAAUUCAGCCUUUAGAGCCUGAUAGCCCUACUGGUUUGUCUGAGAGUCCAUCUACUACUGAGAAACUAUUUGUUCCCCAAGAAUCAGACACACUCUUUUAUCAUGCCCCACCCCUUUCAGCAAUCACAUUUAAAAGGCAAUAUAUGUGUAAGCUUUGUCAUAGGACAUUUAAAACUGCAUUUAGUCUUUGGAGUCAUGAACAAACACACAAUUAACAAUUUAGAGACUCAUCUGUUUAGAAACUGGAAGUUAUUUCCAGAAUAUUUAAGAAGUUCAACCUAAAGAUUCAAACAAGUGGUAAGAGACAAAAAUGGUGAAAAAUAAAGGUUGGAGCUUCUUGGAUUUAAAGAUGAAUGAAACUAAUUCAUGUUAGAAGAUAGAGUUCUAAAUAGACUUCUGAAAAACAAAGUACUAUGGUCUGGGAUCUAAUAGCAGAAUAAUUUAAAUUUAUUAACUUUGGAAUUUUAUCUUAUCUUUAUCGUAUGUAUAGUUCUUCAUUCCAUGAUGUCACUAUAAUUUUCAAAUCUUGGCUGCUAACAGUGAGUUGAAAUUAGCAGAAUACUAUAACCGACUUCUUGUUUUGAUCAUAUUGAACACUCAUAUAUUCUGUUGAAGCUCCAUUAAAUACUUGUCACAUUCUUAAAUAUUUGUCAUGUUCUUGAAGUUAAGUUUAUAGGGAAGAAGUGGAUUUAGUAUUUUGUUGUAUUGAUUUAGGUUUUAGUAUCCUUUAGCAAUAAUAAGUAUAAAUCUCAAUUUUCAUGAGUUAUCCUGGCAUUUAAUAGAAAGAUUUUUAUAUCUUAUAGUCAUGUGGAAUUGGUUUUUUUAUUAUUAUACUAUUCUUGUGCAAAAUUUUAAUGAAGCAAAGGUCAAUGUAGUAAUAGUAAUACCUGAAUUGAUAUGAAGCUGAGAAACUACCAGUCAGUACCAUUAUUAACAGUGGUUAAUUGCUAAAGAAGGCUUCAGAAAUUAAAAUGUACUGCUUAAUAGGAGGAUUUAACAGUUUACAAUAGCUUCAGUAAUUGUAAUAAAACAGUACUCCACUAUGUUGUAAUGUAAACUGUAGCACUCAAAUACAAAGAACAUUUGAAUGGAUUUUCAAAGUUUUGUGUUUCUCAUAGUUUACACUAUUUAUGUUUUUUAAGAUGUAAUGUAGUAGAACUUGAAAUACUGAACCAGAUAGUUAGGAUAAAAAGGAACAUCAUACACAUGGCACUAAUUUUUCAUUAUAAUACUAAUUGUACUUUUGAACAAAAAGUUGGAAUAUGCACAUAGAUAUCAAAUACCGUAAAGUAGGUAGACUCUGUAUUUUAAAAUAACAUAUAUGUUAUAAUUCAAAGUUGGGGGAAAAGCACCAGACUACAUUUUUCCAGAAUGGCAUA